Molecule: messenger RNA, 2298 nt
Organism: Myxozyma melibiosi
Lineage: Eukaryota; Fungi; Ascomycota; Lipomycetes; Lipomycetales; Lipomycetaceae
Exons: 1
Coding region: 66-2180 (704 amino acids)
Biological process (GO): arginyl-tRNA aminoacylation; mitochondrial translation
Cellular component (GO): mitochondrion; cytoplasm
Molecular function (GO): arginine-tRNA ligase activity; ATP binding
Source: RefSeq, a predicted model, not a curated record
AUGAGUCACAGGGCGGGACCUUAAUUGCCCUCCUCCUAAUUUUUUUUUCUUGUCCCACUGCUGUUAUGCGCCUGCUCACCACUGCUUUACGUCGUCGGUCGCCAGCUUUCUUCCCUCGUCCACCGUUCUCUUUCUUCCGCAAAAUGUCCUCCGACGUCGACGCGCUCGCUGAUCGCGUCCAGGCCCUCGGCUUUGGCAAACCCGCCCUGCUCAACAUCCCCGGACAGGCUGGGCCCCUCAACCUCGCCUCAAACCCGGUCGACCUAUUCCGCGCGCACAUCACCGCCCUCCUCCACCCCGUCACCGGCGUCGCCCCAGAGAUCAUCGCGCCUGCGCUCGAGACCACCCUUCUCCCCGAGCGUGGUGACUUUGUUCUUGCCGUCCCUCGUCUCCGCGUCAAGGGCGCUAAGCCCGACGAGCUGGCUGAGAAAUGGGCGUCUGCCUUCCCCGCCUCGGAUCUGCUCUCAAAAGUCGUUGCCAAGGGUCACUUCGUCCAGUUCUUUUUCAACCCGCUCGUUCUCUAUCGCAUGACCAUUCCUCAGAUCCUCGAACCCAACUCCACCUUCGGCAACUCUACUGUCGGCAAUGGCAAGCGCAUCAUCGUCGAGUUCUCGUCUCCCAACAUCGCAAAGCCUUUCCACGCUGGCCAUCUUCGCAGCACAAUCAUCGGUGGUUUCAUCUCCUCCCUCCAUGAGCGCCUUGGCUACGAAGUUGUUCGUAUCAACUACCUCGGCGAUUGGGGAAAGCAGUUUGGUCUUUUGGCUGUCGGCUUCCGGAGCUUCGGCAGCGAGACCGAGCUCGAAAGCGAUCCUAUCAACCAUCUCUUCCGGGUCUACGUUACCGUCAACAGCGCUCACUCCGCUGAGAAGGAACUUGCGGAUGCCCUCGCACUUAUCGAUACCUCAAACACUUCCCUCGAGGCCUCUGACAUUUCGGAUGAAGCUCGUGCUGAACUUACCAAAAAGAGAGAUGAAGCUCAGGCUUCCAUCCCCGCUCUCACAAAGGCCGCUAUCGACGCCGCCCUCGUUCUCGACCCCAACCACCCCCUGAAAGACGAGCUAGAUACCGAAUACUUCCGUGAACGUCCCAUCGACACCGAAGCCAAGGCUUACUUCAAGGCUAUGGAGGACGGCGACGAGGCUGCUCUAGCUCUCUGGAAGCGAUUCCGCGAGCUCUCCAUCAGCAAGUACACCAAGACCUACGAGCGAUUGAAUAUCCGCUAUACCGAAUACUCAGGAGAGUCCCAGAUCUCCAACGAGAGUAUGCAGUUCGUGAUUGAUCUUCUGGAAAAGAAGAAUCUGCUAUAUGUCGACCGUGGUGCGAAGUUGAUCGAUUUCAAGCCUUACGCGAAGAAGCUUGGUAAGGCUCUUAUUCAGAAAUCAGACGGCACUUCCCUCUACCUGACCCGUGAUCUCGGUGCCGCGCUCGAGCGUUACAACAAGUACAAGUUCGACAAAAUGAUCUACGUCGUCGCUUCUCAGCAGGAUCUCCAUCUCGCUCAGCUGUUCAAACUCAUGGAACUCUGCGACUUCCCAUGGGCCAAGAACAUGCAGCACGUCAAUUUCGGCAUGGUCCAAGGAAUGAGCACCAGAAAGGGUACCGUCGUUUUCCUCGACACCAUCCUCGAGGAGACCAAGCAGGCCAUGCACGAAGUUAUGAAGAAGAACGAGGCGAAAUACGAUCAGGUCGAGAACCCUGACGAAGUCGCUGACCUUGUCGGAAUCUCUGCCGUUAUGAUCCAGGAUAUGGCCGCCAAGCGCGUGAACAACUACAAGUUUGACUGGUCGCGAAUGCUUUCGUUCGAAGGUGACACUGGUCCAUAUCUGCAGUACGCCCAUUCCCGCCUUUGCUCGGUCGAGCGCCGCGCUGGAUUCUCUCGUGAGCAGCUCAUCAACGCGAACUUCGAUCUCCUCACUGAGCCCAUCGCUCAAGAGCUCAUGCGCAUUUUGGCGCAGUACCCUGACGUUCUUCUGAAUGCCGCUCGCACUAGCGAGCCAUCAACCGUCGUAUCUUUCCUCUUCAAGCUUACUCACACCGUCUCAUCGUGCUACAACAUCUUGUGGGUUGCUGGUCAAGAAGAGGAGCUUGCCAUCGCUCGUCUUGCUCUCUACUCUUCGGCCAGAGAGGUUCUGAACCGUGGUAUGAUUUUGUUGGGUUUGACUCCGGUCGAGAGAAUGUAAAAGAAAGUUUAGUGUACAUAUCAUUCUUGAUACUUUUGCUUCGGGUUAGCUGUUGUAUGCUUGUAUUAUUGCCCUAUUUUCAACAUUUCACAGUAAUAAAUAUGAAGGGGAAAAUUAU